AUGGCUGACGACGAACGCCGUGCCAAGCGUUCUCGCUUCGAUCAGACCGAGCCUGAACCGCGACGAGCAUCGCGGUUCGACCGUCGCUCUCGGUCUCCUUCGUCGCGCCAGCCGGAAAGCACUCGAACUCGCAGUCCCCUAAGUCGCGAACCCUAUAGCCCUGGCGGCGAUGACUCCAGGAAAUCGGGGUCCGUGGAUCCUGCAGCCGCAGCAGCUGCUGCUGCCGCAAAGAUCAACGCCCAGUUGCAGGCGAAGAAAGGAAUCCAGCAUGUCGACGUCCCUCCCAUCCGCUCGACCGAGAGUCCUGCGCCAACCUCCGGUUCCCCCUCUGCUACCGAGGCAUCGAAGAAGCUGAACCCAGAAAUCUACGUGGCCGACGGCGACUACAUCAAAGAUAUUGAGAUCAAUGACUUGCGCAAUCGCUAUACCUUGACCAAGGGCUCUACACAGAAGAUGAUCAAGGACGAAACUGGCGCCGAUGUCACUACUCGAGGAAGCUACUAUCCCGAUAAGAGCAUGGCCACAGCCGCGAACCCGCCGUUGUACCUCCACGUCACGAGCACGAGCAAAGAGGGCCUCGAAAAAGCCGUGGGAUUGAUCGACGAUUUGAUGAAGAAGGAGCUCCCAAAUCUCGUUGACGAGCGACGCUUCCGUCGGCGGGAGCCCGAGCCAGUUGAGCGUGAUGAAUACGGCCGUCGUAAAUGGCCCGAGGAACGUAUUCCGGUCGAUCUUGAGCCCAUUCCGGGGUUCAACCUCCGCGCUCAGGUCGUGGGCCAAGGCGGCGCAUAUGUCAAGCAUAUCCAGCAGAAGACCCGUUGCAAGGUGCAGAUCAAGGGCCGUGGCUCUGGUUUUUUGGAGCCCAAUACUGGCCGAGAGAGCGAUGAGCCCAUGUUCUUGCACGUAGCUGGUCCUGAUCCGAACGACGUUCAGGCUGCCAAAGAACUUUGUGAGGAUCUCCUAGGCAACGUCCGGGAGCAGUAUCAGCGGUUCAAGGAAAAUCCCCCGCAGCACAACUACGGCGGCUACGGUCAACGCGGAGAUCGUUAUUAUGGCGGUGGCUAUGGCGGAGGUGGUGGGGGCGGCAGUGGUGGUGGUGGUGGGUAUAACAACCACCAUAAUCAGCACCACUCAAACUCGCCGUCUGCCACAGCUAGUCCUGCCCAGCCCGCGUCGGCAACCUCAGGUGCCGCUGGCGCUGGCAGCCCGACUGAUUACAGCGCACAGUACGCGCAGUAUUACGGGUCCGACCCCUAUGCGGCCUACGGCGGCUAUCAGAACUACGUUGCCUACUAUCAGUACUACCAGCAGCAGGCUGCUCAGCAACAGCAACAAUCCGCCCAGUCGCAGAGCCCUGCUCCUCCCCCACCUCCUCCGGCCAGCGAGGCUCCACCACCCCCUCCCCCUGGCUCCGGUUCUCCUCCCCCGCCUCCUCCUGGCGGUGGCAGCUACAGUGCUGUAAGUCGUCCUUUGGUGUCUAUCUAUGAUCGUCUGCUCACUAUGUGA
Molecule: messenger RNA, 1503 nt
Organism: Aspergillus clavatus NRRL 1
Lineage: Eukaryota; Fungi; Ascomycota; Eurotiomycetes; Eurotiales; Aspergillaceae
Product: KH domain-containing protein
Exons: 8
Coding region: 1-1503 (500 amino acids)
Cellular component (GO): nucleus
Molecular function (GO): RNA binding
Source: RefSeq, a predicted model, not a curated record